ACAUAAUACGCCACUAUCCGGCUAUGCUCAAAGUGAAUUGUCAUGUUACCUGAAGGCGGGCGGCGUCUCUCCACUUCCGCUCUUUCCUCCCGUUACUUAGCAACCAACUAAAGCUUUUAGCUUGCUAGCUGGGUUAGCACAAACAACCAUGGACGGUGAUGGCGACGAUCUGGACGAACUGCUGGAUGAAGUUGAAAACAAGUUUUGUAAAAACGUUUCUGUCGGAUGUUCGGCCCGCGUGGACCCGAAGGAGUCCCGGAAAGACAACGAAGAACAGAGAACACAGAGUGCCACUAAACCCAAACAGUCGAUGAGCAGCGUCGCUGACGAUAUUGACGCCCUCCUGGAGGAAUUACUGGAGGAAGACUACAGCGAUUCCCCUCCACGAAAGGUGAUCAUGUACUUUAUAUUAAAAUACUGAUAUCACCUUCCCAAUUAUUGAUUUUCUCCACAUGGACAACUUUAAACCACACAUGUUUUCUCAGAUAAAGAUUACACUGUUAGAACACCUGUAUCUGUGUGAUUAAACAUACUUUGCUGAAGAAAAUAGAUCAUUUCAGAAUCAGAAUCAGAAACGGGUUCAUUGCCACAUACAAGGAAAUGACUUGAUGUCAUACAGAAAAUAUAAAACAAAAUCUAAUAUAAAACAAAAAAUAUUUUAGGACACUAAUAAAAUAUAGUUAGAUAGCAAUACAAUAAGCAGUAAUUUACAGCAAAAUAGAAUGCAGUAAAUUAUGAAAUAUGAAAUAAGAAUAUGCAGUAAGCAGUAUUUGAACAUUGUGUUUAUUAAUGUAAUGC
Molecule: messenger RNA, 798 nt
Organism: Notothenia coriiceps (black rockcod)
Lineage: Eukaryota; Metazoa; Chordata; Actinopteri; Perciformes; Nototheniidae
Gene: cfap418
Product: cilia and flagella associated protein 418
Exons: 2
Coding region: 149-421 (90 amino acids)
Source: RefSeq, a predicted model, not a curated record